Molecule: messenger RNA, 4495 nt
Organism: Micropterus dolomieu (smallmouth bass)
Lineage: Eukaryota; Metazoa; Chordata; Actinopteri; Centrarchiformes; Centrarchidae
Gene: smg8
Product: SMG8 nonsense mediated mRNA decay factor
Exons: 5
Coding region: 47-2830 (927 amino acids)
Biological process (GO): nuclear-transcribed mRNA catabolic process, nonsense-mediated decay
Source: RefSeq, a predicted model, not a curated record
AGAAAUACACCCGGAAAUGAGUGCGUCGUUGUUUUCAAUCCCCUGAAUGUUCAACAUGAAGGAAGCAAACAUGUCUUUGCCUUUGAGUGUCGGGGAUCUGCUGAAGGCGGAUCUCCAGGAGGACCCCCUGUACCGGGACGACGGCCUCUGUGUGGUCGGUGUUUUCGGUAAAAGCAACAUGCAGUCCGGGCCGUCGAAGGAGUCUCUGAUCAACAUUCUGGCGGACAAACACAUGUUCACAAUGUUCGGCGGACCGGAGGACGGCGGCACCGCGGACAGCCACAUCCAGGCUUUCUACAACCAGGAGAGCCGGGUGCUGUACCUGCUGCUGUCCUCCGUCUGCGACAGCCGGCAGCUGCUACGGGCCUGCCAGUCUCUGAGCGCCGGAACCGGACACUCCGACACCCACGACUUCUGGAAAAGCCUGGACCGACAGCACUGCCUCCACCUGCUCUACAUGUUCUCCGUCUGCCACGUCCUCCUGCUCGUCCAUCCCAACCAGACCUUCGAUGUGACCUACGACCGGCUCUUCCGAGCCCUGGAUGCCCUGCGACAGAAGGUCCUGCCUCUGAUCCGGGCUGCCAUCAAAGACUGUCCGGUGUCCAAAGAGUGGAAGGUGAACUGUCGGCCCUGCCCUCCACGCCUGCUCUUCGUCUUCCAGAUGAACGGCUCUCUGAAGGUGUCUGCAAAUGGCUCUGGAGAGUCUGGAGUAAACCCCGACAAGCCCAAAAAGCACUCUCCCAGGAGGAGGCUGCAGCACGCCCUGGAGGACCAAAUAUAUCGCAUCUUCCGUAAAAGCAGGGUCCUGACCAACCAAAGCAGCAACUGCUUGUUCACUGUUCCCGCAAACCAAGCGUUUGUGUAUGUGAUACCAACAGUAGACGAGGACCCCGUAGGUACUUUGAUUGGUCAACUGCGGUCUAACUGCAUCUUGUGUGACCAAGACGCCACGCCGACGGUGUCAGGGCCGAGGCGUUACCAGCAGAUGCGGCGUUCGGCUCGGCAGUCCGGCUUCAGCAGCGACUUGAGUAGCAUGUUGAUGGGCGGUCAGGUGGUGGACUACACCUUGAAGGAAUUCCUCUGGCAGCACGUAGAGCUGGUGCUGACCAAGAAAGGCUUUGACGACAGCGUCGGCCGCAACCCACAGCCCUCACACUUCGAGCUGCCGACAUACUCCAAAUGGGUCCAGGUCGCCUCCAGACUCCACCAAGUCCUAAUUAGCAACACAGAAGAAGAAUCAGCGGAGCUCGCCACGAAAGUGCAAGGCCAGCUGAAGGUUUUGGAUGCAUUUCUCGAUGCGGACACAAAGUUCUCUGAGAACAGGUGUCAGAAAGCUUUGCCACUGGCUCACAGUGCUUACCAGUCCAACCUUCCCCAUAAUUACACCACUACAGUGCACAAAAACCAGCUGGCGCAGGCUCUGCGGGUGUACAGCCAGCAUGCCCGAGGUGUGGCUUUCCAGCGCUAUGCGCUGCAGCUUCAUGAGGACUGCUACAAGUUCUGGAGCAACGGUCACCAGCUGUGUGAGGAGCGAAGCCUGACGGACCAACACUGUGUGCACAAGUUCCACCUGCUGCCUCAGCCAGGAGAGAAGCCAGACAUGGAUCGCAACCCACCCAUCCUGAACCACAACAGCAGGGGACGAACCACAAGCUCCUGUAACUGCGGCAGGAAACAGGCUCCUCGUGAGGAUCCGUUUGACAUCCAGGCUGCCAAUUAUGACUUCUACCAGAUGCUGGAGGAGAAAUGUUGCGGGAAGCUGGAGAGGAUUGAGUUUCCGAUGUUCCAGCCCAGCACUCCUGACCCAGCCCCAGCCUGCAACCAAGCUCAACGACCCCCAUGUGAGGCCUCGGGAGCUGGUGAGGGAGAGAGGCUGAAGGAGCCAAGCACAGUCCCGAGCCACACACUGGGAGACACCAGCCUCAGCCUGGCUCUCAGUCUGGGCCAGUCCACGGACAGCCUGGGGCCCUAUGGAGACGGAGAAGGAACCGACACCCAAGUCCAGCAAAAGAGGCCAAGCCUUGUUGACCGCCAGCCCUCCACCGUGGAGUACCUCCCGGGUAUGAUGCACACUGGCUGCGCUAAAGGCCUGCUACCCAAGUUCUCCAGCUGGUCGCUGGUCAAACUGGGUCCAGCUAAGUCAUACAACUGCCACACCGGUCUGGAGCAGCCAGGCUUUCUACCAGGCUCUUCCUUCCUCUUGCCUUGGGACUUAGUGAUCCGGUCUCGGUCAGAGGAUGACGCAGGACUGACGGAGCCUCUGGAUGGAGGUACCUCCUCAUGGCCAGCUCCCAACAAGAACCUGGUGGGAAAGCGAGGGAGCACUGGAGGGCUCGGUAGGAGUCGCAGGAGGGACGAUAUGGCUCGGGUCUUUGUGGGGUUUGAGUAUGAAGACGGCAGGGGAAGACGCUUCAUUAGCUGCGGACCUGAUAAAAUAGUGAAGGUGCUGGGGCCCGGGGGCGCCAAAGAUCCUGCCACCAGGGUGUUAAACACAGACAUGCCGCUGUACAUUCCUUCCCCUUCACAGGCCCGCGGCCUGAAGCCUCACUUCGCCCAGCUGACUCGCCUUUAUAUUGUGGUGCCUGAUACCCAGCUGGAGGUUACCCUCAACCCACAGGUACAGCCUGGUCCUCCUCCCUGCCCAAUUUUCCAUCCAGAGAAGACGGAUUUAGUGUUACCGCCUGACGGUCUUUGGGUGCUGCGGUUCCCUUAUUCCUACGCAACAGAUAACGGCCCCUUAUACCCCCCCAAAGAGAACCAACCACUCAACAACUACAAGGUGCUGCGAGGCAUCUUGAAAGCCACCACUGCUAAUCCUCCACCACAAUGAACCUGCCCCACACCUUCACCUUCCUGGACCCACUCUUAUUUAUUUAUACCUACUCGUAUACCUAAAUACCCCUAAACCUCUUCAGCCCUCAUCAGGUCAAAAUCUGACCUGAUCAACACUUUCGUCCAUGACAAGCAUGUUAGAAAUAAUAAUUAAUCAAUAACUAAACUAAACUAAAUGUGCUGUGGAUAUUCACAGUCCACAGAUUGAAUCCCAUUCAUUUAGAUUGUUGAUUUUGAGAAUAAUUCAAACAAAUUUACUUCACACGUUCAUGCUCCCCAGAGGAAGAACCCGUUCUGUAGUCCCAUCCAAACUAAACUUUAAAAUCAUCAGUAUGGCAUUCGUUCAAACACGUUUUGGGUAUUGUAGGCUGAAAUGGACAUUGUAGCCCCCUGCAGCCGUUAGCAGAGCUUUAAGUGGCCAACAUACUUCUUCAGAAGUGCCUGUCAGACUUAGGAAACCCCUAACAUUUUAACAGUGUCUGACAAUAUCUGUAACUUUCUGAAACCAACUAGCUGACAUUCACGUAGCGACUGGCGUGAUACAGUUCUCUCUGUCACUUUUCAUGUGAACAAAGUGAAUGGCUUCCAGGAGGCUUACCAACACACCAAGUCAUCAGUCUGUUGUCAGGUUCCACUGGGCCGUCGUUGAGCGCCUGUGACUGACUCUUGCCCGUUGGCUCUUGCCCGUUGGCUCUUGUUGUCCCUUGUCAGCAAUUGUUUGGCAGUUUGAGCAUGUUAAAUCAGCGUCAGAGGCAGCCUGUGUGAGAGAGAGCUGUGUGAUUGUCUCUUCGGCCUAGCCAGUUGAUAAGAAGACCUUGGAUGCGGAAUAUUCAGUGUAACUUUUUAACAGUAAGCCUGCGUUAGUACAGCAAGCGCAUCUUUUCCUCUGUUUCACCUGUCCAUACUGACUAAAACAGCAUUUUUUUUCUCCACAAAACAGAGCUUUUGUGUGUAAAUCUUGUAAAUGAUGACGUAAGCCUCCAAGUGAGGGUACGGGGCUAUGUGGUAGUAAAGUUAAGAAGAGUUCUCUGUGAUCAUUCAUUUUAAAUGCCAUCAUAGUCGUCGUGGACGGAGAGGAAAAGAUGGACUUAACGUGGACGUACUGUUGUGAAUAAUAACGGUCAGCAGCGGUGAAUUAAAGUAACGAUUAAAACAGAGGCUGAAGUUGAGUGUCAGGAAUUAAUUCUUUGGCAAUAUUUUACUGUAAGUCCCCCCCAUUUACCAUUUAUAAGCAGAAUAUGAAGGUUUUAAUAAAUGGUCAUAGCUAUCACUUUAAUGUAGUUGUAAACAGAUAUAAGUGCUUAUUAAUAUAUUUAUCAACAACUAUAACUCAUCCUGUGAGCAAGUGGAGGCUGCUGUUUGAACAUAUCAUAAAUGACAACAUAAAAAAGUUUAAAUAAUAUAAAAUAUGCGGAAAGAGGAGACAUUUGAAUUGUUAACAAAUAUUGUAAAUUAAUAAAAACCUUUUUUCAAAGUUAUAUCUGCGUACAAAUACAUUAUAGUGUGUUAUACACCUUAUGUCACCGUAAUUAAAUGUUUGUAAACUACUUAAAAAUGUGAAAUAGGGAGACGCAAGUGUUGCCUGUAUUCUGCAUCAGGUGUAUGUGCACUACUUCGCCGGACACACCUGAUGUUUUUCUGUAAAUAAAGAUAACAAACUGGC